Molecule: messenger RNA, 1173 nt
Organism: Thyridium curvatum
Lineage: Eukaryota; Fungi; Ascomycota; Sordariomycetes; Thyridiales; Thyridiaceae
Exons: 2
Coding region: 1-1173 (390 amino acids)
Biological process (GO): DNA repair
Cellular component (GO): nucleus; Smc5-Smc6 complex
Source: RefSeq, a predicted model, not a curated record
AUGCCGCGCAAUGAGCCGGAGAGCGAUGAUUCGGACGGGUACGACCCGGAGCAGCCCAUUGCUCAGCGUCGGGAGAUUCAGCGCGGGAUGCGAAGCCUCAUAAACACGACGAACGAGUAUCAAGACGACUUCCUUGAGGCUAAGCCUCACAUGUUCGACAAGAUCCUGCUCGAAUCCGACAGCCUUUUGAAGCAGGCCAAGCAGACCUCAGAAGCGGCGAUUGAUGCGAGGUUGAUGCUGCAAAUCUCUGAGCUGUCAUACAAGCGAAGUCUGCGGUGGACUUCGGGCAAUCUCGGCAACGGCGUAGAUGUCGACGAGUUCGUCUCGAAAUGUAUUACUUACAUGCGCCAUGGAGGUGGUAUCGAAGACGAUAAUGCGGUCGAACUGUCUAGCACCCAGCGGCAAAGGAGGGUAACGAGUAACAGGGGUGCGAUAGGAGGCGACGACGACGACGACGAAGAGGUCGGCGAUGAAGGCGACAUGCUGAACUGGGCCCACCUUGGACGGUUUGCAUGUGUACCCCAUAUUUCAAGGCCUGCUGUCCCUGGCUUUCUGCUGGGACCCUUGUCUGUGGAGAAGAAAACCCGCAAGAUCACGAAGAGGACUGCGCCUUUGAAGAUUAGGGAUCUGAAGGAAGUCAGACCCGAGGUUCUGAGGACCGAAGACCUUGCAAAGGCGGAGAAGAAUGAUCUCGCGGCCAUCUGCAACAAGAUCCUAAACCGACUCAUGAAGGUUCAGUCUGUUGCCCAGGAUACCGUCACGAGCGAGCUCGAGGCACUUGGGGAUAAGCAGACCGAGGAGGACUCCCGAAAACUGAUGGAAAAGCACGCAUUACGGAGUACUGGAGGCAUUGACCUGCUCAGAUUUGUGGUCAAUCCUCGCUCCUUUGGCCAGACUAUUGAGAAUAUGUUCUACGUCAGUUUCUUGAUUCGAGAUGGCAAAAUUGGCAUCGAGUACGACGACGACGAUCUUCCUGCGCUCUAUCCCCUCCAUGCCGCAGACGAAGUCGCUCCAGGCCAACGAGCUGGUGCAAUGAAGCACCAGGCUGUGAUGUCUAUGGACAUGGCUACCUGGCGUGACAUUAUCAAGGCUUUUAACAUCAAGGAGCCCAUGAUUGAGCAUAGGAAGGAACAGACGAAUGGUGGUCCAGGGGCCAAGGGCUGGUACAGCUAG